This is a messenger RNA of Trichoderma breve, 1773 nucleotides long. Its product is annotated as r3H domain-containing protein. Bases 1 to 1773 code for a protein of 590 amino acids. The transcript is spliced from 4 exons. Gene Ontology annotation, molecular function: nucleic acid binding. Lineage: Eukaryota; Fungi; Ascomycota; Sordariomycetes; Hypocreales; Hypocreaceae. The record is from RefSeq and is a predicted model, not a curated record.
AUGAGGGGGGGGCGUGGCCGUGGUCGUGGUGGGAAACAGAGGGGUGGUUGGAAUCAGUCUCCUCGUCAAAGAGGCAACUUCGCCAACUAUGAUGUUGCGACUCCAGCACAGAACGUUGCCUUUACACUACUCGACGAAGCCCGACAGUCCUCUCAUCAUGACAACUCGUUCUGGAGCAGUAACACGCAGCUUCGGAAGAGACCCGUCACCUUCGUCAGUUCGGGCACUCACGACCCUUUGCUCGAUCUCCAGAGAGAAACAGAGACUACAAAGGAUGGUCCUCAGAGCACUGCAACGCCCGAAGACUCGAUAGUCAAAGAAACUACACUCCAACAAGAAGCUCCUGUAGAAGCAAUAUCUGAAACGAUAGAUGAAGAACCAUCACUUGUACAAACAAUCCAUGUCGAAGCAGCAACUGAAGAGAAUAUACUUGAAGAAAAAAUACCCGAAGAAGCAAUGUCUGAAGAAAUAACACCUGAAGAACCAAUACUUGAAGGAACAGCACCUAAAGAACCGAUAAUUGAAGAAACGAUAUCUGCAGAGAUAGCACCUAAAGAGAAGACGUCUGAAGAGAAAGCGCCCGAAGAACCAGCACCCGAAGAAGCAAUGUCUCCACACAAGGCAACCGAAGAAGAGAUUAAUGGGGAUCCAGCAUCUCAAGACGACACCUCUAGCGAUGAAGUCAUUGUCUUUAAAGGCCGAAACGCCAUGAAGCCGAAAGAGCAGGCUCCCAGCAUCACACUUACGUCUAUGACAACCGAGAUUCGUGCAGUGGAGAAACAGAUCUCAGUUGCAGUUAGGGGACCUCAACUCCGUACUACACUAGAAGAUGACGAUUCCGACGAUCUGCUAUGGCCAACAAAAAAACGAGGCAAAGCACGCAGCCGACGGAAUCGGGAGAAGGACGAAGAAGACGCUUGGAUCGCCGAUUACAUCGCCAACAUGCGCGAGAAUGGCGAAAUGUUUGAGGGUAUGGGAAUUGAUGACGAUGACGAUUCAGAUAGUGGAUCAACAGAUGGUGACGCUGAAGUUCCUCCAUCGGCACCUUCAGGUCCAGAGAACGCCAAGGAAGUUGAAAUUGAUUCAGAAUCAGAAGAUAUUCCCGACCUCGAAGAUAUUCCCGAUCUUGAUGACGUUGAAGAGCAGGCCGGUUUCGAUUUCAUGGACUGGGAACGGCCGAGCCUGCGACGUAAAAAGGGCAAGGGGAGGCGCCUGCAGUUGCUCGGGGAUGACAUAGAUUCUGACCUUGAGGAGCAACUUCAAUCUGCGUUCAACAAUGAUCGGCUCAAAAAGGCCCAGAGGAAAAAGGAGAGGGAGGAGUUGCGAGCUAUGGGAUUGCUUGGCAAGAAGGGCCAGGUUGACCUGCGAGCGAAAUACUCAACAGGCAUAACCAUGAGUCAAGUUGCAGAGGAAGUGAAAACGUUCCUCCUUGGAUCUCAAGAAACCCUGAAUCUGCCACCAAUGGAUAAACGAACAAGAAAAAUGGUACACGAUUUAGCAAACAAAUUCGAUAUUAAAUCCAAGUCGAUUGGGGCUGGCGAGCAGCGUAGACCAGUCCUUUAUCGAACGAAAAAGACGACAUAUAGGGAAGCCGCUUUUGAGCAGGCCGUCACACGAAUUAAACGGCAAUAUUCACGGCCCUCUCAACCGUCCAAACAAAGUCGACAGAAGCCGUCAGGACGAAAUGAUGCCGGAACUAGCUACCGGGAUGGUGAGGUCAUCGCUAUUGUACAACCGCGAACCCCAUUGACCGUGAAGACAUUGCCCCCAUAA